UUUACUCACCUUUUUCAGCUAUGUUUCUUACGCCAGUGAUUUUUCAUCAAUAAUUUCAAUGGCAUGCUCAAUCCUUAUUUUUUCUUAGUUAAAUGCGUUCUUUGGGUACUAAUACGCACAAAAAAUGGUUUUGAGUGUUAAUUAACAAAUUGUAUUAUUUGACCUUUUUAAUUUCUUUGUUUCUUCUUCUCCCUGACAUACACGGAGCAACAGAGGUGCUGAACUUUUGUUUUUCAACUUCUGUUUUUCACUUAUGUGUUUUCCAAGCACAUCUUGAAAACCAUCCAGCAGGCAGACGCCAUUGUACAUUUUUGUGCACUCCAGUAAUCACAAUCCGGGCAUGUACGGCGUCGCAUUGAAGCCUCAGCUACUGCGGUCACUUCUUAGGGAAUACAUCCCAGACGAAAAACACUCCUUCAGAAACUCUUUGGACGUCUCUCACGCCGUAUCUGCCGUUAAAACUCAUCAUCUCCUCUGGGAAUGGGCCCCAUCUUCCACCGACCAAAAGCUCAGUGACGGCUGGAAGUCGGCCGUCGAUGCCUGGGUCAAUCGGGUCUCCGCCCUUGCUUCCAGCAGCAUGCCAGAUAAAUCCUGGGCUGGAAUAUGCUUGCUAGGAUUGACAAGUCAGGAAUGCAGUUCAGAGCGUUUUUUGGCUUCCUACUCAGAAUGGUUCAACAAGAUCUUGUCUCAUAUGCAGCCUCCUUCAGAUUCCCAUUUCGUGAGGGUCGCUUCUUGUGCCUCAAUGUCUGAUCUGUUCACAAGGUUGGGUGGAUUUCCUAAUGCGAAGAAAGAUGGGAAUUCGCAAGCCUCUAAGCUUAUUCAACCAGUACUGAAGCUAUUAAAUGAGGAUAGCUCUGAUGCCUUCUGGGAAGAAGCUAUCUCCUUAUUGUGCACACUUACAAAUGUUUUUCCUGCUUCUGUCAGCCGACACUACGAUGGUGUUGAAUCCUCUAUAUUUUCAAAAUUUGUGUCAGAGAAUUGUCCUGUCAGUAUAUUCAAGAAACUUGCUCAUGGCUUGGCCUUACUUCCAAAAUCCCGAGGAGAUGAGGAUAGCUGGUCACUGAUGAUGCAGAAGGUCUUAAUAUUCAUAAAUAAUCAACUAAAUGUUAUGUUCCAAGGUCUAGAAGAAGAGGCCAGAAGUAGUGAGGUAGUGAGGUUGUUACUUCCUCCAGGGAAGGACCCCCCACCUCCCUUAGGAGGGCUAACGGCAUCAGCAAAAAACUCAGAUCAGGCAAUGAAGAGGCCUGAACAAGUAUUAGUUUCAAGAGUCUCUACCCUGAUGACCUGCUGUUGCACAAUGCUUACUGAUGCUUAUCCCGUUCAGGUUUCUGUGCCUGUUCGUUCACUGGUAGCUCUUGUUAAGAGAGUGCUGAUGGUCGAUGGCUCAUUCUCACAAUCCUCCCCUUUUAUGACUGCCAUGAGACAGGACUUGAUUUGUUUAGAACUUCCUGAAUUGCAUAGGUGCAGCCUGGAGCUUCUGAGUUCUAAUGUAAAGGGACUUCGCAGUCAGUUGUUACCACAUGUGGCAGAUAUCACACGACUGCUAACAGAAUAUUUUAGGACAUGCGUCCUGCCAGAGCUAAGGAUUAAGGUUUACUCAAUUAUGAAAGUUUUGCUGAUGUCCAUGGGGAUUGGUAAGUAA
Coffea eugenioides is the source of this 1642-nucleotide messenger RNA. RefSeq lists its product as uncharacterized. Lineage: Eukaryota; Viridiplantae; Streptophyta; Magnoliopsida; Gentianales; Rubiaceae. The transcript has 11 exons. The record is from RefSeq and is a predicted model, not a curated record. The coding region runs from base 341 to 1642 and encodes 433 amino acids. Gene Ontology annotation, biological process: rRNA processing. Gene Ontology annotation, cellular component: nucleus.